Molecule: messenger RNA, 2064 nt
Organism: Python bivittatus (Burmese python)
Lineage: Eukaryota; Metazoa; Chordata; Lepidosauria; Squamata; Pythonidae
Product: vomeronasal type-2 receptor 26-like
Biological process (GO): G protein-coupled receptor signaling pathway
Cellular component (GO): plasma membrane
Molecular function (GO): G protein-coupled receptor activity
Source: RefSeq, a predicted model, not a curated record
AUGGUCCCAAAUGAAAUCCUUCAGUACAUGGGGAUUAUCAGCUUGCUUAAGUAUUUUGGAUGGACAUGGAUUGGGCUUUUUGCUGCAGAUGAUGAGAGCGGGGACCGUUUCUUGCACUCCUUGGAUCAGCUGUUUUCUAAGAAUGGAAUCUGUUCAGCCUUUGUAGAAAAAAUCCCUAACCAGCACAACGCAUAUAAUCUUGAUGGGGUGAAUAGUGUUGUCUCAAAUAUUUACCAAGUUUUUACGGAGAGCAAAGGUAAUGUUUUUGUCAUCUAUGGGGAACCUUUGACCAUUCUGUGGCUGAAUACAUAUGUGUUCUUAGGUUUCCCUGGAUAUAAAGAAAACGCAUCAUUUGGUAAAGUAUGGAUUAUGACUGCCCAGCUUGAUUUUACAUUAACUGGUCUCCAGAAUGGCUGGGAUUUCCAACUCUUCCAAGGUGCCUUUUCUUUCACUAUUCACUCAAAUGUGAUUGAAAAUUUCCAGAAAUUUGUUCAAACCAUAAAACCUGGCUGGAAUCAAGGAGACGGAUUUCUCAAGGACUUUUGGGAGCAAGCGUUUAACUGUAUGUUUGUAGAUCCCCAAAAUACAAUAAGGAACAAUGACACGUGCACUGGGGACAAAAUGCUGAAGGACCUUCCUGGAACUCUUUUUGAAAUACACAUGACUGGGCACAGUUACAACAUCUAUAAUGCAGUCUAUGCUAUAGCACAUGCUUCGCAUGACAUCAACCAACUGAGAUCAAAAUUCAAAGCAGUGGCAGGAGGCAAAAAGCUUGAACAUCAAGAUGUCCAACCAUGGAAGUUCAAUCAAUUUCUUCAAGAAAUUUCAUUUAAUAACUCAGUUGGAGAAACAGUUUCCUUUAAUAAUCAGAGGGAAAUAGUAGGCAGUGGAUUUGACAUCAUGAAUAUGAUCACUUUUCCAAACACCUCUUUCCAAAGAGUGAAAGUUGGAAGGGUGGACCAGGAUGUUCUUGAAGGAAAAGAAUUUAUCAUCAACGAGGAUAUAAUUGUGUGGCACACUGAUUUUAAACAGAUGACACCAGUGUCUGCCUGUAACAGUGAUUGCUUCCCUAGUUAUCAGAAGAAAAAAAAGGAAGGGGAAAAAUUUUGCUGUUUUGAGUGUGUUCUCUGUCCAGAUGGGAAGAUUUCAACACAGAAAAAUGUGGAUGACUGCUUCAAAUGCCCAGAAGGUCAAUAUCCAACCCAGAACCGAAAUCAAUGCAUCCCCAAAAGUAUUAGCUUUCUGUCAUAUGAAGAACCUUUAGGAAUUGGUUUAGCCUCAGUUGCUGGUUCUUCUUCCCUGAUUAUAGCUUUUGUGCUAGGAAUUUACAUUAAGCACAAAGAUACUCCCAUUGUCAAAGCCAACAACCAAAAUCUCAGCUUUAUUCUCCUUGCCUCCCUCUUCCUCUGCUUCCUCUCUCCUUUCCUGUUUCUUGGACACCCGGGGAAGGAGACCUGCUUGCUCCGACAAUCUGCUUUUGUCAUCAUCUUCUCUGUAGCUGUUUCUUCUGUGUUGGCCAAAACCAUCACUGUAAUUAUAGCUUUCAUGGCCACCAAACCUGGCUCUGGCAUUAGGAAGUGGAUGGGGAAAAAUCUGCCCAUUUGCAUUCUCCUCUCCUGUUCCUUCAUUCAAGCAGGGAUUUGUAUUGUGUGGCUGGCCACCUUUCCCCCAUUCCCAGAUUUUGAUAUGCAGUCCAUGACUGAAAAUAUCCUGGCACAAUGUAAUGAAGGGUUCAUCAGCAUGUUUUAUCUUGCCCUGGGCUACAUGGGACUUCUCUCCAUCAUCAGCUUCAUUGUGGCUUUCCUUGCCAGAAAGUUGCCAGACACUUUCAAUGAAGCCAAAUUAAUCACCUUCAGCAUGCUGAUGUUUUGCAGUGUUUGGUUGUCUUUUGUCCCAACGUAUCUGAGCACCAAGGGGAAAUAUGUAGUAGCUGUGGAGAUCUUCUCCAUCUUAGCCUCUAGUGCUGGACUCUUGAGUUGUAUCUUCUUCCCAAAAGUCUACAUAAUUCUGUUAAAGCCUGAACUGAAUGUUAGGGAGCAUCUAACAAGGAGAAAAAGAACAUAG